AUGGAGCCUUUUUCCUACGCCCCAAUUCAAUCCAUCGGACACUCUCUACUUCGCCAAGUUACUCUUUAUCUCAAUCACCAGCUAGUCUAUGACAGCGACACCAACUAUGCCUACCUCGCCUACAUUGGAAACACACUAAAUUAUGACAAAUCAUGCAAAGAGACUACCCUGCAGCUAGCAGGCUACGCUCCUGAUGAGAAAAUGGACACGGAUGCUAGUACUGACUACCAGCAGCGCUGUAAAAUGGUCGUGAAGGGAAAGUCGUGCCAAGUGGCCGCCAAUCUCCUCAUUCCCAUUUUUCAAACGGAACGUUUAAUGCUAAAUUAUUCAAACAUUAGACUCGUGGCUCAUCCCAACUCGUCCUCGUUCCUUGUCGAAUGUCAGGGUCAGGAGAAUGCACUAGUUGCGCCACGUGUACGUCUGAAUAUCGAAGAUGUUCACCUAAUGGUAAACGCCUAUGAUUUGCACGACGGCAUGUCCAAUGCGCUAGAGAAACAUUUGCAAGAGACGCAAAUGAUUCAGUAUCCUUACACUAAUGUCCAGCUUCGUCACUACAAUAUCGAGGGUAAUAGGACAGAGAGUGCCGCCAUCCCUUGUUUCACAUCGAGAAUCCCAAAACGAGUUAUUGUGGGGCUGGUGGAAAGUGAUGCGUUCCGUGGAAGCACUCUUAAAUCACCCUUCAAUUUCCAAAACUUUAACAUUCAAAACGUUUAUCUGGAUGUCGGCGGAGUGACUGUACCUAAUCGACCAAUGAAUUUGGAUUACCCGGAAGACCAGUUUGCCACAGCCUACUUGUCAAUGGUGGAAGGACUCGGUCUGGCGCGCAAUGACCGAAACAAUGGAAUCACGAUGGAAAUGUUCAAAAAUGGCUACAAUUUCUACGUUUUCGAACUUUCGCCUACUGCCAACACGCCAAUGUUCGACCUGGUGAAAAACUCUAACGUGGUUCUACGUAUACAGUUUCGCGAGAAGACACCUUCCGACGGCCUGGUAGCGCUCGUGUACGCUGAAGUAGACAGUAUGCUGCUGAUGAAUGGAGACCGCUGUCCGGUCAUGGAAAAAUUCACCUAA
Caenorhabditis auriculariae is the source of this 1071-nucleotide messenger RNA. The record is from the annotation of a GenBank genome assembly. NCBI's taxonomy places the organism in Eukaryota, Metazoa, Nematoda, Chromadorea, Rhabditida, Rhabditidae.